GGUUGUGGUAUAGUGUUUGGUAGAACAAGAGAAUGUUAGGCCCAAAGUGCAUCACAAAUCCUGCAGUCUUCAAUGGAAGCGGUGGAAUAGGCCAUGUUGUGAACAUUGGUGGCCUCAAUACCUAUGUUACUGGCUCUUCUUUCUCCUUGCUUUCCAUUAUUCUUAUAUCUGACAUCUUUGGAUAUGAAGCACCUAACUUGAGGACGAUAGCAGACAAGUCUGCGGAUGCUGGAUUUUUCGUGGCAGUUCCUGACUUCUUCCAUGGAGAUCCCUUUGUGAGUGGUAAUCCUAAUAGGACAAUUGAAGAUUGGAUUAAAGACCACGAUCCGGUUAAGGCAUCUGUUGAAGCAAAAUCAUUUAUAGAAGCUUUGAGAAAAAAAGGUGUUUCUUCUGUAGGGGCUGCAGGCUUCUGUUGGGGUGGGAAGGUUGCGGUUGAACUUUCGAAGACUGACUAUAUCCAAGCUUCUGUGUUACUACUUCCUUCAAGAGUCACUGUGGAUGAUAUCAAGGAGGUUAAGGUUCCAAUUUCGAUACUUGGAGCCGAGCUUGAUGGCAUGACUUCACCAAAAGUUUUGAAACAAUUUGAAGAGGUUUUAGCUGCAAAGUCUGAUAAUGUGGAUUAUUUCAUCAAGGUUUUUCAAAACGUUUCGCAUGGGUGGACUGUGAGAUAAAAUGUAAGUGAUCCAGUGGCUGUGAAGAAAGCAAAUGAGGCUCAAAAGGACAUGCUGAAAUGGUUUGUUAAGCAUCUUAAGUGAAAACAUUUUUCAGAGAAAGUACUUCAAUGUUACAUACAGAUCGUAAAGAGUGUGAAACUUUCCAAUUCCUUGUUUUCUUUUUAACGUUUUGAAUAAUAUUUGG
Molecule: messenger RNA, 858 nt
Organism: Ziziphus jujuba (common jujube)
Lineage: Eukaryota; Viridiplantae; Streptophyta; Magnoliopsida; Rosales; Rhamnaceae
Product: endo-1,3;1,4-beta-D-glucanase-like
Exons: 9
Coding region: 33-671 (212 amino acids)
Molecular function (GO): hydrolase activity
Source: RefSeq, a predicted model, not a curated record